Schizophyllum commune H4-8 is the source of this 7321-nucleotide messenger RNA. RefSeq lists its product as uncharacterized. Gene Ontology annotation, molecular function: cytoskeletal motor activity; ATP binding; actin filament binding. Gene Ontology annotation, cellular component: myosin complex. Bases 105 to 7073 code for a protein of 2322 amino acids. The transcript is spliced from 17 exons. NCBI's taxonomy places the organism in Eukaryota, Fungi, Basidiomycota, Agaricomycetes, Agaricales, Schizophyllaceae. The record is from RefSeq and is a predicted model, not a curated record.
CGCGCUUGUCUUUGUUCGUCGCGGCGGGCAGCGAGCCCUGCGACUGAGACGCGCUUAAUCUACCUACACACCUCUGCUUCACCUGCACAUAACGACCGCCAGCCAUGCCGGCGCCAAUGCCGCGCCCGUCUUUCAGCGCGGCUGCUGCGCACGCCGCUGCCGCCCAAGCCGAGUUCAACGAGAAGAAGUGGGUGUGGGUGCCCGACGAGAAGGAGGGCUACCUCGCGGGCUGGGUGAACAAGGAGGAGGACGAUGUGGCGGAGAUCGUCAUGGCCGCGGGCGGCGACAUCCGCCAGGUGCCCAUAAUCGCGCUCUCGAAGAUGAACCCGCCAAAGUUCGACCGCGCGGAGGAUAUCGCGGACCUGACGUUCCUCAACGAGGCGAGCGUGGUGCACAACCUGCGCCUGAGAUACGGCUCGGGCGCGAUCUACACGUAUUCGGGGCUGUUUCUGGUCGCUAUCAAUCCGUACCAGAAUCUGCCAUUGUACACGGACGCGGUGAUCCAGCAGUACAGGAAUAAGCGCCGCGAUGAGAACCCGCCGCACAUCUUUGCCGUCGCUGAGCGCGCGUGGGUCAAUAUGGGGGACGAGCGGGAGAACCAGAGUAUUCUGAUCACAGGAGAGUCCGGCGCAGGAAAGACGGAGACGACAAAGAAGGUCAUCCAGUUCCUCGCAGCCAUCGCCACCGACGUCCACAUGCCAUCACAUUCCCGCUCCCCCACCCUCACACACACCAACUCCUACAGCGGCGUUAUGCCAGCAUCGGGCUUACCCCGCAGCACCUCACAACGGCGCGGGCACGCCAUGUCACCUUCUGUGUCCGGAUCGGGCUUCAACGCGAAGAGCCGGCUCGGCUUGCUGGAGCGCCAGAUUCUGCAAGCCAACCCCAUUCUCGAAGCCUUCGGUAAUGCGCAGACGCAGCGAAAUAACAAUUCCAGUCGGUUUGGGAAGUUCAUCCGGAUAUCGUUCGCCCCAGAUGGUAGUAUCGCGGGAGCGAAUAUCGACUGGUACCUCCUCGAGAAGAGCAGAGUGGUAGUGCGAAGCGAGGCGGAGCGGAACUUCCAUGUAUUCUACCAGCUUAUGGCUGGCGGGGGUGCCAUCAAGAAGGAUCUCUUGCUUGACGGUGAUGUGGAGGACUACGAAUACCUCAACCGCAGCAGGCGUGAAGUGGAUGGAGUGGACGACAAGGAGGAAUGGAAUUUACUCAAGUCUGCCCUCGAAGUCGUUGGUUUCACGCAGCAAGAGCAAGCCGACCUAUUUCGCAUCGUCGCAGCUGUGCUUCACAUCGGCAACAUCGUCAUCUCCUCUACGCGCGACGACGACGCGACUAUGCCACAUCAUGCGCAGGCUGAGCGUGUCUGCUAUCUGCUUGGUCUUCCGGUGGAUGAGUUCAAGAAAGCCGUACUGAAGCCCUUGGCUCGCGCCGGUCACGAGUGGGUGUCGCAGGCGCGUACGCGCCAACAGGCCUGCGACGAGCUGUCUGCGCUCUGUAAGACCCUGUACGAGAAGUCUUUCGGUGCCCUGGUCGACCGCAUCAACCAAGCGCUCGACCGACCCUCGUCAAAGUCCACAUUCAUCGGCGUGCUCGAUAUAGCUGGCUUCGAGAUCUUCGAGGUCAACGCGUACGAGCAGCUGCUCAUCAACUACACGAACGAGAAGCUGCAGCAGUUCUUCAACCACCACAUGUUCGUGCUCGAGCAGGAGGAGUACGCGCGCGAGGGCAUCAAGUGGGACUACGUCAACUUCGGGCUCGACCUGCAGCCGACGAUCGACCUCAUCGAGGCGAGCGGGAACGUGAUCGGGAUCCUGAGCUGCCUCGACGAGGAGUGCAUCAUGCCGAAGGCGACGGACCUGACGUUCACGAACAAGCUGAACGCGAUGUGGGCAGGGCCGGUGCCGCGAGGCGAGGAGGUGCAUCCUGGGCGGCUGAAGUACGAGCCGUCGCGGUUCGAGCAGGGCUUCAUCAUCCAACACUACGCGGCGAAGGUCGAGUACCGCACGGACGGGUGGCUCGAGAAGAACAAGGACCCGCUGAACGACCACCUGACGCGCGUGCUCGCGCAGUCGUCCGAGCGGUACGUGGCGAGCUUGUUCUCGGACUACGUCUCUGCGGGUGCGGUGACCAUCGGGAAGAAGCGCGGGCUGAAGAAGGGUGCGUUCCGCACGGUUGGGCAGCGGCACCGCGAGCAGCUGGCGAGCCUGAUGGCGCAGCUGCAGGCGACGCAGCCGCAUUUUGUGCGCUGUAUCGUGCCGAAUGCGCACAAGAAGCCCGGGCGGGUGGACGUGCCACUUGUGCUCGACCAGUUGCGGUGCAAUGGUGUUCUUGAAGGGAUCCGUAUUGCGCGCCUUGGGUAUCCGAAUCGCCUCCCCUUCGUCGAGUUCCGUCAGCGGUACGAGAUCCUUACGCCCGGCAUCAUCCCUCGAGGGUACAUGGAUGGGCGCGAGGCGUGCAGGCGGAUGGUCAACGCGCUCGAGCUCGACGACGCGAUCUUCAAGAUUGGGACGUCGAAGAUCUUUUUCAAGGCAGGCGUGCUGGCGGAGCUGGAAGAGCGGCGGGACUUGCUGCUGUUUGACAUCUUCUCGAGGCUGCAGGCUGCGGCGCGCCGGUAUACGGCGAGGCGGCAGAUGAAGAAGAUCCUGAACCGCGCGGUGGCGAUCCGGACGAUCCAGCGGAAUGCGAGGGUGUAUGGGGAGUUGAGGGAUUGGCCGUGGUGGCAGCUAUACACCAAGGUUCGCCCGUUGCUCGCUGCUACCCGGAACGAUGAGGAGCUACGGCGGAAGGAAGCCGAGCUGAUGCUCAUCAAGGAGCGUGCCGAGCGCGAUAAACAAGAGCGCGAGGCCCUGCAGACCCUCAAGAUGUCCCUCGAAGCCGAGAAGCGCCGCGUCGAGGACGCGUUGGAGGCCGAACGCGCCCUCGCGCUGGACAAGGACAGCCUGCUGGAACGCAGCAAGAAGCGCGAGGCCGAACUGGAGGAGGACGUACUCGCACUGCAGAGCGACCUCGACACGCUGGACUCGCAGCUCGACCGGGUGAUGAAGCUGCAGAAGGAGAGCGAGGAGAAGUACGAGGCGAUGCGGGAGAUGUUCGACCAGGCUGCGGAGCACCUUGUCCGCCUGGAGAGCGAGCAGAAGGAGUGGACGGCGCGCGAGGAGGAGCUUACAGCGCAGUUGAAUGCAGCGACGGAUGAGCUAGAAGCUGUACAUGCGGAUAUGGAAGAGUUGAGGAAGGUCAGCGAGGAGCUGAAGAACCUGGCCAUGCAGCGCGAGGAGGACCUGGAUAGGUUGAAGGACCGCUCAGACGUCCACCUGAAGGAGCUCGAGGGCAAGCUAACGGUCGAAGCCAGGAAUAGAGAGCUACUCAAGGACAAGGCCGAUGGUCUUGAAGAAGAAGCCCGUCAAGCCAAAGAGCAACUCGCCGAGAUGGCUCGCACCGCCAACGAGUACUCGACCAUGAUCCAGCGCAAGGAGGAGCGCAUUGCUAGCCUGCAGCAGGAUCUCGACGCAUCGGCACUGGCCUCCAAGCAAGCCGCGAAGGAGAUCAUCGACCUCAAGAGCGACAUCGAUACACUUGCCGCCGAGCUGGACGCUGAACGUCAGGACCGCACACGCGGCGUAGCUGUGCAGAACAAGCUGCAAGAGGAGCUCGAUGAGCUACGAGCCGUCCUGAAUGCCAAGACCAGCGAGGAGGAGCGCCGUAACGAGGUGGAGAAGAGCCGCGAGCAGGAGGUCGCCACUCUGCGGUCUCAUGUCGCGCAAAUGGAGGCCGAGGUCACCGAGGCGCGCCGCACGGCCCUCGAGCUGCAGGGCAAGCUGAAGACGGAGCUUGAGCAUGUGAAUCGGGAGCAUCAGUCUCUGGAGAACACCUACGCGUCGCUGCUGGAGCGCGAACGCGGGGCGCAGGCUCAAUUGACGAAGUCACAAGCGGCUCUGGCGGAUGCUGAGAAGGCAAAGCGGGCGCUCGAGUCGGAGCUGCAAUCUCUGCGCUCCCGACAGAGCGAGUCGGAGGACUCGCUGGCGGCGGCUCAGAAAGCGAAAGAGACUCUGGAGCGCCAACUUGCUGCGGCGCAAGCCAAGUAUCUGGACUUCGACGAGCUUGUCAUCCAGAUGGAGCGGGACAAAGGUGCCGUCCAGCGCCAGCUGGAGUCGAGCAAGAAGGAGCUGGAGAGCGAGACGUCCAAGCGCACCACCCUUGAGCAGCGACUUGCUAGUCAGAAGGCAGAGCUCAUCCGCAUCAAGGACCACAACGUCAAGCUCGAGCGCGACCUGAAGAAGGCGUUGGAUGAUCUGAAAGCCCGCGAAUGGGAGGUCAAGCAGCUCGAGUCUAAGCAGGAUAAGACCAUCGUCGAACACGUCCACGUGCUCGAAGAGGCCAAGCGCGUCACCGACCGACAACUCGCGGAUGCUCAGCUCGAAUUGCAGAAGAAUAUUGCCUACAUCCGGUCCUUGGAGAAGGCGAAGAGUCGCUUGAUGCACGAGGCUGAAGACAUGCAGCGCGAGACGGAGCGGGAACGCUUGGAGAUGCGCAAUCGCGACAAGACGGGCAGAGUGCAGGAGGAGCGUGCCGCGAAAGCGAUGGCCGACCUUGAGAAGGAGCGCAAGGAGAAGGACUUGGCCGAAUUACAGGUCCGGCGACUCCAGAACGAGCUGCACAAUACGCAGACGCGCGUAGAGGAGUUGGUUGAGCAGGUGCAGAUUGUUCAGCGGUCGAAGGAUGCCCUCGAGAAGGAGCUGGAGCGCUUGGCAGACGAGACCAUCACGCCAAACUCCAUGGCCAAGAUGCAGAGGCAGUACGAAACCAAGAUCGCUGAACUACAGGCUCAGCUUGAUGAGUCGGAGUCCGCGAAUGCGACAUCCAACAGGAUACGCGAGCGCAUUGAGCGUCAGCAUGCGGAGAUCCGCGACCUCGUCUUGAAUACUGCUCCGUCGGAUCCGUCCUUCCAGUCCCGUCUCAUCCGCGAGCUUCAGGCUCUUGACGACGAGCUCACGAAUACCCCCUCGCGCCCGCGGAAGUCUCGUUCGAGCGCCUCUGCUAACGACUUCCGUCGGAUGUCCAACGUAUCACCCAGCAAACGCGGCUCAGAUGGGCACUCGGGACGGACGCGCACCAGUUCUCGUCCGGACGCGCCUCACAUCUCGGAACGCCAGAUCAGCGCUCUCAAGCAGCAGGUCCAGGUGCUCGAGUUGCAGAUGGCCGCCCAGGAGCGCGUGCGGCAACACCUGGAGUCGUCUAUCCGCGAGAUGACAGCGGAGCUCGAGAACAGCGACGGCUCGAAGCAGUUCUUGCAACAGUACAAGGUCCGGCUAGCGAAGGAGAACGCGCGCCUGACCGAGCUGUUGGCGGAGGAGGCCGAAGCUCGCCGUGUCGCUGAAGCCGCGCAGAUCGAUGGCAUCCAGGCGAUGUGGUCAAAGUUCCAGCACGCCAUCACCGAAGAACGGGAGAACUACACCCGUCUGGAGGAGUCGAGGAAGGCUUUACUCGUUCAGCAGCGGAGUGCGCAGAGCGAAUUGGAGCUGCAGAAGGGCCAAGUGCGCGAACUUAAUCAGGCCAAGAAGCAACUUCAGGCGCAGAUCUCGCAACUGGAGGAACAGAACCAGUUAGCGCAGACGGAGGCUGCAAAUAUCAAGCGGCAACUGCAGCAGAAGCUUCAAGAGGAGGCCAUCACGUCUUCAUCGUCGUCCGCUGCUGUUUCAGAACUUCGCACGGCUAUCGAGGGCUACAAGGCUAAUGAACUUUCAUAUCAGCAGAAGCUGGAAGCCACCGAGAUCGCGCGAGCGAAGGCGGCACGGGCGGAGGCACAUGUGAAGAGGCAGCUGUCAGAUCUCGAGAAGGCGCACUCUGCACUCGAGUCUGAGCACAAGGGCGUUCAGAAACGACUCAAGUCUGCUGAACAUCGUGUCGCGCAGCUCGAGGCCAAGCUGGAAGACGAGGGACGGGAGUCAUCGGACCUCGAACUUCUUAGGCAGCGUCUCACUGAAGAGCUCGACGACGAGCGCGAGCAGCACCAGAAGGACCUUGCUGAACGCGACUUCAACGCCGACCAGACACGCAAGAAGUAUCAAGCCGAGCUGUCUCAACUCAGCGAAGAGCUUCAAGCUCAGCGCGACGCGCUCAGCCGCCUUCGUGAGGAGAACCGCAAGAUCCGUUCCGAUUACGACGAGCUCCAGCUCCGCUUCGACGAUGAGGUCUACAACAGCGGCGGUUGGAAAAAGGAGAAGGAGCGCAUGGAGACGAAGAUAUCCGACGUCACUAAGGCGUACGAAUCCUCCGUCGCCGCACAAGCAGAGCAGCAGUCGCAGAUUGUCGCCCUUCAUUCUCAAGUGCGCGAACUACGCGCCGUGCUCGACGACGCGGAGGCGGACCGUGCGUUACUGCAGAAGGCCAGGCGAGCGCUUCAGGCCGAGCUCGAGGAGAUCAGGCUUGAUCACGUCGAUCCGAGCGACACGGAGGUGCAGCGUCUGAUGCUUAAGAAGCAGGACCUUGAGCGUGCUGUCGAGGAGCAGGAGGACCGGGUUGCGAGCGCGUUCGAACGCAUGAAGCGUGCGGAGGCGUACGCGAACGAGUGUCAGAUGGAAUUGGGGAAAGUCAGGGUGGAGAAUUCGGAGCUGGAUAGAUUGAAUGCGCACCUCGAGAAGCAGGUCAAGGAACUCAACGUGCGCAUCGUCGACCUCGAGACGAAGUCCCUAGCCAACGCCAGCCGGCCGGCGACCAUCUCGCGACGAGCGGAUCCCCGGAUCGAAGAGCUGACAAGCCAACUCAGUGGCAAGGCCGGCAACCAGCGCACAGUACGCGACGCAAAGCAUGCGGUCGCAGAGGUGGAGCGACAGCGCGCGAAGUUCGAGGAAGAGAGAAGGGCAUACGAGGCGAAGCUGGAGGAGCUAAGGAGAAGGACCGAUCAGCUGCACACUCAGGAGAACGAGCUGCAGUCAGCUAAGCGGAGGGCGGAACGGGACGCGGCCGACUAUAAACAAAAGGCGUUGAACUUGGAACGGGACAACGAAAGGUUGCGAAACCGCCUGGCUAUUGACAGACCAUCCUCUGCGUACGGCUCGCCGCACACGUCGCCCAGGAAGUAGACGAGCGCUCCCCCCAUACCCGCGAAUGUCUUUCUGUUGUAGACUAGCGCACAACUUAACGUUCAGGACCUCACGAUACGCUUAGAAUAUCAGAAAUUACCUUCGAAGUUCGUGAUACACGGUCAGGCAAGGGACGACGACAGAGCGAGUCAAUGUCGAAGCUCUUGGCGUAGGCAGAGCGAAUCAAUGCGUUACGACUUAGGCUCACGCGGGUAAGGCGGGAACACGAGGCAAUGUAUUACGAGGGA